AUGGCUGACAAACAGAACAACAAGGGGAAGGAGAAAAUGCGCUGCUCGGAGUCGCUGUCCGACGAUUCAGAUUCAGUACGUCCCUGCAAGAGGCCCCGGCGGCCGGCUCCAGAGACCACCCCGGAGCAGCAGAGCGCACAAGGUCCGCUGAAGAUCAGGGAUCGAAAGGGAUGGCAGCAUGGUACCAUCAUUGACGGAAGCAGAAACUGGCAGUGCAAGUACUGCCCCAUGGUCGGGCGCAGCGGCGGGGUCACCAGCCUCAAGCAUCAUGUUGCUGGUGGCAGCACCAGGGUAAGGGGCUGCCCAUCUGCCCCCAAAGAAGUCUCCCGUGAGAUGAGACGUUUGUUGAACAGCAGGAGGCGGAAACCAAAGUGGACUGCACGGAAAGGGACUGUUGUGCGGCCGGCUAUGGCCACAACCACUGAGCCCAAGAACUCUGUACCCAGCGAUUCGACAGAAGGUUCUGAUGAAAACCGUGCAUUCCCCUCCCCGGCAUCAUUCAUGACACGUCUUGUGGACAUGAUGCUUGCUGCCGCAGAGGUGCUGAGCAAGGAGGAGGAGCAGGCCAAGGACUCUGAAAAGAAGCCAUGA
Molecule: messenger RNA, 591 nt
Organism: Triticum aestivum (bread wheat)
Lineage: Eukaryota; Viridiplantae; Streptophyta; Magnoliopsida; Poales; Poaceae
Exons: 2
Coding region: 1-591 (196 amino acids)
Molecular function (GO): DNA binding
Source: RefSeq, a predicted model, not a curated record